AGCAUUCACUAGCAACAAGUUGAGGUUACUUCUCAUCUUGUAUUUAUUCAAAUGCCCUAAAAAAGCAUUUAAAAUCCACAAAACUUGGGAAAAACAUAAACAGGACAAACGUAUUACUACGGUGGAUAUAAUUGUCCCUAUGGACAAAGAGAAGUCGGUAUAUUUGACACAAAUUCAAUAUCUGGAGGAGCAGUUGGAGAGAUGUCAGCUGGAUCACGACCGGCUGCAGAGACAGAACGAGGAGCUGACCUCCCGGUACGGCGCCCUGGAGAAGGACAAGAUGGACACCACUCGGCGCCUGAAACGCAGGGUGGAUGCAAAGGAGACGGAGGAGAGGGAGCUGACGGAGCGGCUCCAGAGUCAGCAGCAGGCCGCCGAGCGGCUCCGACACGACCUGAAGCUUCAGCACGGCUGUGAGAUGAAGGAGCUUCAGCGGCGUCUGGAGGACCUUCAGUCGGACAGCGAGGCGCUGGCAAAUAAGUCCCGCCAGCAGCAGGAGCUGAAGCAGCGGCUGGACCUUCUGGUGCAACAGCGGUCCGACCGGGAGACCAAGACGAAGCUGCUGGUCGGUCACAACAAAAAGCUUGAAGCGGCCAUCGACUGCUGGAAGCGCGAAGCCGAGCCAGAGAGGAGAAGGAAGAUCGCCGACAGGGAGAAAGAAAUCGACGGAUUCACUGAGACGAAGACCGUGAGGAUUCUCCAGUCGGACAGAGCGGCUCACGUCAAGCGGCUGGAGGAGCUCUCCUUCCUGCUGGGCGAGAAGGUGACCCUGCUGAGGGAGAGAGACGUCCUUCGAGACCAGAUGAGGGAUCACUGCUCCGAGAGGGACCGCUGGAAGACGGACGUGAUGAAAAAUGCAAAAGAGCUCUUCUCAUGCAAGAAGGACUUUGGGCAGAUGCAGAACGAGUGCCAGCGGCUGAGGGCGGAGCUUAAGGACUGUAGCUCCGCCUACGAGGACGUGCUGGCCAGGAAAGUCACUCUCAAAGGGCUCCUGGCCGCGGCGUCAGAGAGGAGCUGCCAGCAGACGGCCGAGGCGGCUCGGCUGGGGGCGGAGCUCCAGAGGGAGAGCAGGGAGGGGGGGCGCCUGCAGGCCGUCAGGGAGGAAGGGGUCGUCCUCCUCCGCCACGUUCUGACGGACUCAGAGGAGGCGUCUGAGACGGAGCAGAUGAUGCUCAGGCUGCUGGACAUCCUGGAGAGCUCCGCCCCCCCCAAGGGGACCAGGCUCCACCCUAAACCACUCCCCCGACGAGGACGGGAGAGGACGGACCCGGAAACCAGCCAGCUGUGAUCCAGAGGCGGACCUGGGGGCCUCCGGCCAGAGGUUUGACCAGAUCCCACUGCCCCCCCCCCCCCUCCCCUCGCUAUCAUAAUAAAGCAGAAAGUAGUUUGCUAAAUAAAGGUUUUAGUCUCUUUCAUCCUGUCUAUUAAUCUGCACGGUCACACCAGGAGAUAUAAGC
Messenger RNA from Pungitius pungitius (ninespine stickleback), 1457 nucleotides. RefSeq names its product RILP-like protein 1. The record is from RefSeq and is a predicted model, not a curated record. The coding region runs from base 140 to 1288 and encodes 382 amino acids. NCBI's taxonomy places the organism in Eukaryota, Metazoa, Chordata, Actinopteri, Perciformes, Gasterosteidae. The transcript has 8 exons.